Messenger RNA from Osmia bicornis bicornis, 1017 nucleotides. RefSeq lists its product as uncharacterized. The transcript has a single exon. Bases 1 to 1017 code for a protein of 338 amino acids. NCBI's taxonomy places the organism in Eukaryota, Metazoa, Arthropoda, Insecta, Hymenoptera, Megachilidae. The record is from RefSeq and is a predicted model, not a curated record.
AUGCUGCUUGGCACCGGCACCGCACUAUCGUGUCUCAGCGUCGGACAGAUUGAUCUGUCUCAUCACAACGAACCCGAUUUAGUCCUGCAAAAAACGCAGUUAGGAUGGAUUAUCGGGGGGAGCGUAACAGUCACGAUGCCACAACCGAAACGGAAUGCCUUUUUGACAUCAUUGGAUACAGACAUCAAACGGUUUUGGGAAAUAGAGGAGGGAUCCACGAAGCAACAUCUAUCAGCCGAAGAACGCGAAUGUGAAAAACAUUUCUCCGAGCACACUCGACGCGAUGAUUCCGGGCGUUACGUCGUCGCGCUACCCUUCAAUGAAAAGAAAACGCAACUUGGAGAAUCCCGAUCACGUGCACUCCAUCGAUUCUUCUCAUUAGAACGGAAAUUACAUCGCGAUCCCGAAUUGAAGAAGCAGUACACCGCGGUCCUAGAAGAAUACCUGACACUCGGUCACAUGACGCAGGUAGACACCGACCAGACGCCGAGUUUCUACCUGCCUCAUCACGCGGUCAUCAAACCCUCGAGCACGACAACAAAGGUUCGAGUGGUCUUCGACGGCUCAGCAAAAUCGAGCAGCGGUCUAUCGCUCAACGAGACCCUAAUGACAGGACCAACCAUACAAGACGAUCUCUUCUCUUUAUUGCUCCGAUUUCGCAUGCACUCGUACGUUUUAACCGGAGACAUCGAAAAGAUGUAUCGUCAAUUCCUCGUUCGUCCGGAGGAUAGGUCCUACCAACGAAUCCUGUGGAGAGAUCAACAAGACAACAUCGCCAACUACGAGCUGAACACGGUGACUUUCGGACUAACAUCAGCACCGUAUCUUGCGACGAGAUGUCUACAGCAAUUGGCAAAGGACGAGAGGGGAAACUUCCCAUCAGCUGCACCAAUAAUCGAACGAGAUCUGUAUGUCGACGAUCUACUAACAGGCGCCGAAACUUUCGAAGAGGCAAUCGACAUACAAACGCAAAUUAUUGGCUUGCUCCAACAAGGAGGCCUCAACAUCCGACAGUAG